This is a messenger RNA of Oncorhynchus keta (chum salmon), 7622 nucleotides long. Its product is annotated as zinc finger protein 37 homolog. NCBI's taxonomy places the organism in Eukaryota, Metazoa, Chordata, Actinopteri, Salmoniformes, Salmonidae. Gene Ontology annotation, biological process: regulation of transcription by RNA polymerase II. Gene Ontology annotation, molecular function: RNA polymerase II cis-regulatory region sequence-specific DNA binding; DNA-binding transcription factor activity, RNA polymerase II-specific. Bases 331 to 2340 code for a protein of 669 amino acids. The transcript is spliced from 4 exons. The record is from RefSeq and is a predicted model, not a curated record.
UUAGGAUUUCGGGAAAAUAGGAUUUAGUUAGUUGUACAAUACUGUGUGUGUGUACCAUAAAACUCAGAUAAGAUAAUAACAACAAUUAUCUCUCACUGUUAAUAUUAUUUUAUUUCCCCCAUAUUACAUAAUGAGAUAUUACCAUAUUACGCACCACGCUUUCCCCGGAAAUAGAAUGUAUUUGACACAAGACGCUAAGCGUACGUGUGGUCGUCACUAGUUAGCACAGCCACCAAAUACUAAACCCCGCCCAUUUCUACAAUUUAUCUUCUUAAAAUGUGAUUUUAAACCUAACCUUAACCACACUGCUAACCUUAUGCCUAACCUUAAAUGAAAAUUUCAUUUAUUUUUACGAUAUACUUUGUGGCUGUGGUAACUUGUGGAAACACGUACUUUUUUUUCAUUAAACGUCAGAGACACGCCCCCGGUUUCUCAGACCAUGUGGUUGAUGAUAAACACAGUUUAAUAUCUCGCCAUGUUAAGCUUUUUGGUUUUAACAUUUGUUCGAUUUUAGUUCGAUUUCUUACCGCGCGCUCACUAUUAGCUGUCACCAUGUCUGUUUCCGACGAUGUGAAUUUUGAAACCCAGAUUGCGUCUGUUUUGGAUUCACUUGCAAAGGUGGCGGUGGUGGAAAUAACGAAACUGUUCGAGAGUCGCUUCCUUGCUUCGGGAACCACUAUUCUCAUUGAAGGGCGGAGUGAACAAAAUGAAACCUUGCAAACAGUGGACGCUGUAAAAAAGUCUGGCAAAAAAUGUCUUCGCAGUAUCGGAGUUCAAGUGGAUGAGGAAACAACAACGUCCUUAGAGCUAUAUGAAAACCCAAAACAGUGCUUGUCCUUGGAGGGAGGCAGUGGUUCUUUGAAUGGGAGCAAUGAGGAGGAGGGUCCUGCACAUCGUAUCCCCCUGCUGAAGGCAAAUCAGCCUGCUGAACUCAAGUGCUCUGUUCUAGAAGAGAAGGUUGUGGAGAUGGUGGAGGGGAUUAGUCUGAAAACAAAAUCUUCAACAACCACUGAGCCAGAAGAAGAACAAGUGAUCUAUUCUGCCACUGUGGAUCCAAUACACCUUUAUGUUCCUGUUCAAAGCUCCCCAACUAAGCAGAAACCCCAGCCCCUCAAGACAGAAACUGAGAAUGGAAUCAACAUAGAAUGUGAGACUAAAGUCAUCUGCCAAAUGGUCCCAAAGGCAGAGGAGGACAUAACACGACAGCCUGCAUGUAAAGAAAAGCCUACCCAGAUGGAGCCCCAGCAGGCCAGUUACAGCACCGCCAAAGGGACAGCCUACAGCCCAUCCUCCUCAGAUGGGGCUUUGGUUCCUGUACAGGCUAAGAGUAUGUUGAAAUUUAUGGGUGUAACAAACGCUCCCUCUGCUCUAAUGAAGAAAAAGGUGGAUGUCAAGCUGGACCAGAAAAAGAAGGUGGAUUUCAAGCUGGACCAGACAAAGAAGAAGAAGGUGAACUUCAAGCUGGACCAGACAAAGAAGAAGAAGGUGGACUUCAAGCUGGACCAGACAAAGAAGAAGAAGGUGGACUUCAAGCUGGACCAGACAAAGAAGAAGAAGGUGGACUUCAAGCUGGACCAGACAAAGAAGAAGAAGGUGGACUUCAAGUUGGACCAGACAAAGAAGAAGAAGGUGGACUUCAAGUUGGACCAGACAAAGAAGAAGAAGGUGGACUUCAAGCUGGACCAGACAAAGAAGGUGGACUUCAAGCUGGACCAGACAAAGAAGAACGUGGACUUCAAGCUGGACCAGACCUCCUUGGAGCAGAAGUUGACGAGGCCUUGCUCUGUCCAGCUGGUGAACCUGCUUUUGGUGCCCGGAAGAAAGAACUCUGGAGGGAAGAAGGCUAAUGGUAGCAACUGUCAUGACAAGAAGAGGUUCCCCAUGCCAAAGGACCUCAAGACCCACCAAGGCCUCCACACGGGCCGACGCCUUUGCUGCUUCACUCAGUGUGGGAACGGUGUCUGGCGGCUGCAAGGGGUCCUCUCCUCAAGCCGCGCCCAUGGCUGCAAGAUCUGUGGGAAGCGCUUCAAGCGCAGGAAGAUCCUGAGGAGGCAUGAGCGCUUCCACACCGGUGAGAAGCCCUACUCCUGCUCCCAGUGCUCCAAAACGUUCGCCCUGCGGAAAAGCCUCCGCAGGCACGAACGGUUCCAUACAGGGCAGAGACCUCACAGCUGCCCCCAGUGUGGGAAGAGCUUUCGUCUCAGGGACAAUCUGAAGGCUCAUCUGCGCUUUCACACUGGUGAGAGACCUUUCACCUGCUCCUUCUGCUCCAAGAGCUUCAGAAUCUUCCGGAAUCUUGAGAAACACAGCAUUGAUCACUUGGGAACGACAGCGAAAUAGCACAUUUUCCGGCGAAAGACAACUGCUAAAAGCAUGAGCAGCCUUCUGUAGGCCACCUUACAAAACUGUCCUACCUCUAACUGAAACUACUGAAUGUCCAUUCCUCAUUAUAACCAACCAUGUUGGUUAUUUUUGAUAAGGUGCUAUGAUGGUAAAUUGCAAUCAGGUUUGGAUUGUCCAGAAUGAUCAUCAGAGUGUAAGCUUCAGUGGACACUGAUGUUGUUGACAACCAUAAUGUUCUAAUACGGUAAGGGCCUGUUUUCCAGACACAGAUUAUGCUUAAUUUUAAACCAAAAAGUAAUUUCAAUUGAGUUUUUCUAUUGCGCAUGCUGGACUAGGCUUAAAGAGACUCUUCGGGAUUUUGGCAAUGAAGCCCUUUAUCUACUUCCAGAGAGUCAGAUGAACUCAUGGAUACCAUUUUUAUGACUCUGCAUUCAGUUUGAAGGAAGUUGCUCACUAGCACAAUGACUGUAAGUCUAUAGUAACUGCUAGUAUGCUAGUAGAUAACAUAGAUUUCCGGUCAUUGCUCUAACGCUAGUUAGAAUUGGCUUGCGAAACUACACUACAUGACCAAAAGUAUGUGGACACCUGCUCGUUGAUAUCGGAAUGAGAUGGUCAAACUUUACAGUUGGCACUAUGCAUUGGGGCAGGUAGCGUUCUCUUGGCAUCCGCCAAACCCAUAUUCGUCUGUCAGACUGCCAGAUGGUGAAGUGUGAUUCAUCACUACAGAGAACGCGUUUCCACAGCUCCAGAGUCCAAUGGUGGCGAGCUUUACACCACUCCAGCCAACGUUUGGCAUUGCGCAUGGUGAUCUUAGGCUUGUGUGCGGCUGCUCGGCCAUGGAAACCCAUUUCAUGAAGCUCCGACUAACAGUUCUUGUGCUGACGUUGCUUCCAGAUGCAGUUUGGAACUCUGUAGUGAGUGUUGCAACUGAGAACAGGCAAUUUUUUUUACGUGCUUCGGCGGUCCCAUUCUGUGAGCUUGUGUGGCUUACCACUUCGCGGCUGAGCCGUUGUUGCUCCUAGAUGUUUCCACUUCAUAAUAUAAGAACAUAUAGUUGCCCGGGGCAGCUCUACUACGGCAGAAAUAUUACAAAUUGAGUUGCUGGAAAGGUGGCAUCCUAUGACGGUACCAUGUUGAAAGUCGCUGAGCUCUUCAGUAAGGCCAUUCUACUGCCAAUGUUUGUCUAUUGAGAUUGCAUGGCGGUGUUCUUGAUUUUAUCCACGUGUGGCUGAAAUAGCCAAAUCCACUGAUUUGAAGGGAUGUCCACAUCAUUUUGUAUACACAGUUGAAGUCAGAAGUUGACACACUUAGGUUGGAGUCAUUAAAACUAGUUUGUAAACCACUCCACAAAUGUAUUGUUAACAAACUAUAGUCAGUUAGGAUAUAUACUUUGUGCAUGACAAGUAAUUUUUCCAACAAUUGUUUUCAGACAGAUUAUUUUACUUAAUUCACUGUAUCACAAUUCUAGUGGGUCAGAAAUGUACAUAUACUAAGUUGACUGUUCAUUUAAACAGCUUGGAAAAUUCCAGAAAAUGUCAUGACUUUAGACGUUUCUGAUAGGCUAAUUGACAUAAUUUGAGUCAAUUAGAGGUGUACAUGUGGAUGUAUUUCAAGGCCUACCUUCAAACUCAGUGCCUCUUUGCUUGACAUCAUGGGAAAAUCAAAAGAAAUCAGCCAAGACCUCAGGAAAAAAUUGUAGACCUCCACAAGUCUGGUUCAUCCUUGGGAGCAACUUCCAGACGCCUGAAGGUACCACGUUCAUCUGUACAAACGAUAGUACUCAAGUAUAAACACCAUGGAUCCACGCAGCCGUCAUACCGCUCAGGAAGGAGAUGAACGUACUUUGGUGCGAAAGUGCAAAUCAAUCCCAGAACAACAGCAAAGGACCUUGUGAAGAUGCUGGAGGAAACGGGUACAAAAGUACCUAUAUCCACAGUAAAACGAGUCCUAUAUCGAACAUAACCUGAAAGGCCGCUCAGCAAGGAAGAAGCCACUGCUCCUAAAUCGCCAUAAAAAAGCCAGACUACGGUUUGCAACUUCACAUGGGGACAAAGAUCAUACUUUUUGGAGAAAUGUCCUCUGGUCUGAUGAAACAAAAAUAGAACUGUUUGGCCAUAAUGACCCUCAUUAUGUUUGGAGGAAAAAGGGGGAGGCCUGCAAGCUGAAGAACGCCAUCCCAACUGUGAAGCACAGGGGGUGGCAGCAACAUGUUGUGGGGGUGCUUUGCUGCAGGAGGGACUGGUGCACUUCACAGAAUAGAUGGCAUCGUGUGGGAGGAAAAUAAUGUGGAUAUAUUGAAGCAACAUCUCAAGACAUCAGUCAGGAAGUUAAAGCUUGGUCGCAAAUGGGUCUUCCAAACGGACAAUGAACCCAAGCAUACUUCCAAAGUUGUGGCAAAAUGGCUUAAGGACAACAUAGUCAAGGUAUUGGAGUGGCCAUCACAAAGCGCUGACCUCAAUCCUAUACAAAAUUUGUGGGCAGAACUGAAAAAGUGUGCGAUCAAGGAAGCCAACAAACCUGACUCGGUUACACCAGCUCUGUCAGGAAGAAUGGGCCAAAAUUUACCCAACUUAUUGUGGGAAGCUUGUGGAGGGCUACCUGAAACGUUUGACAGAAGUUAAACAAUUUAAAAGCAAUGCUACCAAAUAGUAAUUGAGUGUAUGUAAACUUCUGACCCACUGGGAAUGUGAUGAAAUAAAUCACAUCUGAAAUAAAUAGUUCUCUACUAUUAUCCUGACAUUUCACAUUCUUAAAAUGAAGUGUUGAUCCUAACUGACCUAAGACAGAAUUUUUACUAGGAUUUAAUGUCAGGAGUUGUGAUAAACUGAGUUUAAAUGUAUUUGGCUAUGGUGUAUGUAAACUUCUGACUUCAAAUGUAUAUGCAGAGACGUAAAAAUGGUAUCUAUCAGUUCAUCUAACUCUGGGGAAGUAGAUGAGACUUCAAUGCCAAAAUGAUUCCUUUAAUCUGGGUCUGGAAAACUGUCUCUCGGUCUUUACACUGUAUUUCGUUGGACAAAACACAAGGGAUCUGGGCUGAGAUUAUAGUUUGAGAUUAUUUUCAGACCACAAUCUGUGUUCAUGAUACAUAUCAUCACUUUGUUGUAAAUACCAACAUAUUGUUCCUUUUGUAUCUUUGUUUAUAAAUUGUUUUAGAGAUGGGUGUUAAGUUUGAUACUUUUAUCUCUAACUCUUACUAAACCAUUAUGCCAAAUACUUUAGUAAUGCAGCAACGUUCUCUCAUUCUUUUUUAUCCGUACUGCUGUGUUUGUCAGGUAAACAUCCUCCUUACUUUUUCCUUUAUAGAAGUAGGGAAGUUUCUCUAAAAACACAUGACUUAGUUCAAAAUGGGAAGUAUGUUGUUUCCUUUUAAUGUGUAGUGAGAAGUUAUUUCAUGUAUUAUGCAAUUAUAGCUGAUGUCCCUGGUUUAUUUUCGGAAGAUAUUCGAAAUAUUACUUCAUAGCUUUUUUUGUCAACUAAUUGUAUUAAAUUCUAACCCAAAAUGCUGUAAUCUGUGAUCCAAUUAAAAAAAAACAUGUUUUACUGGAAAAUAGUUUUUGUAAUCUGCGUGAAAAUACUAAUCAAAGGUCUGUGUUUUAUUAUAUGGAUUUUGGUAAGUACUGUAGUAAUCUUGUGGGAAUUCCUGAUUGUGUAACAAUCACAGCCACAAUUUGGACCUUUGUCUGGCAAUAAAAGACAUCACCUGUAUUUUUGGUUUGACUAAUGACUUUUAAACAUUCACACAACCAGACACUUCUGAUGUGUUAGUCUCUUCCCUUUUUUCCAAAACUUAAUGUAUGUUACAGUAGCAUAUUCUAUUUUAUAGCAUAUUCAAAAAUUCCAGCCGCAAAGAUGUCAUAACUGGUCCUUGCUAUCCAGUUUCCUUGGGACAUCCCUGCCCCGUUGAAGUUUAAAAUGGUAUGGGUUAAAGGAAAAUUCCACCCAAAAACGAUCUUUAGGUAUUUGUUUCAUUAGUUCAUUGUUGAUAUAGUCCCAAUGUUUUGUAUGUCAGCGAUAAGUUUUCAAGAUGUAUUACUUUCGAAAUACAGAAAUACAGCCAGUGUCAUGCAUUUUGCAACAUAUGAGUGAACUUUGCUUUCAAUUUUGAAUGCUUGAAUUGCACACCGAGAGAGGGAGAAUCUCAAUUUCACACUCCUUGCGUCCUCUCUCCCUGCCUCUUCAAAACUCAUUGGAUGAGAAAGGCAGAGGUCUCUCCACUUGGACCUUCUCCAAUUAGUUUUUAGAAGGAGGCAAGGACAGAGGAUGUGAGGAGUAUCCAACUGAGACUCUCCCAGAGAAAUACACACAGGCAAGGACUCACGGACGACCUUAUAGGGAGGUUAUUUUGUUUGAUUUAGUUGCACAGACCUUCCCAGGGCUCAUUACCUACUGUGUUAACAUGCCAUUCACUUCAGCAUGUGGCUACCAUUGAAACAGGCAACUUUGAACUCUCUGGGAUUACACUCCACAUUUCUGCCUUCUGCUCCAAUCGUCUUUGAACAACAGGAAGGGAGCAAGAUGGACAAUAAAUGUACCAUUCCUCCCUCAAGGAGAACCCAGCUGGAGGUGAUGCUAAUAUGCCCAGUGUGCCAGGACAUAAGGACUGGCGCCAGCUGCCCUGUGGGCACAGCUACUGUAUGGUGUGUCUGGAGGGCGUGAUAGACUUCGCCUCGGAUAUGCCCUUCCACUGCUCAUACUGCGGGGCCAUCAUUGGGGUCCAGGAAUGCUAUGCUACCCCUGGCUAACAUCACAGAGGGCUAAAGAGAAAACCUAAAGGUGCUCUUCUCUUUGUUCACUGUUCUGGUUUAUUACUUUUGCCAAGACUUCUGUCUUGUGUCUUGAUAUAUCUGUCACUGGAUUGGUUUGGUUGCCUUGGUAUGACUGUGUCAUGACUAUCCAUUUGAUUAAAGAUGCACUAUGUAGAAAUCGCUCCGCCAUUUCCUGGUUGCUAAAAUUGUAAUAGUUUGCCAAAUGUCAGUUUGUGUGACAAAAUAAGCAAGUAAAGUGUAGACAAUCAUUGUACCAUCUAAACUGCUGUGAAAUAUAUUUUCCAUAACCAAAAAUAUUGUAUUGUCAGCUCGUUGAUGUACAUAAACCGAAAGUAAAAGACGCAAAAACGAAGCUUCAGAACGGGAAUCAUAGAAAUAGUGCACAUACAGUACCUUCAGAAAGUAUUAAGACCCUUCAGACCACAUUUUGUUAGGUUACAGCCUUAUCCUAAAAUUGAUAACAUUGCUUUCCCCCCCACUCAUCAAUCUACACACAAUACCCCAGAAUGACAA